Effrenium voratum is the source of this 927-nucleotide messenger RNA. NCBI's taxonomy places the organism in Eukaryota, Dinophyceae, Suessiales, Symbiodiniaceae. The record is from the annotation of a GenBank genome assembly.
AUGGUCAUCGAGACGUGCGAGCACAAACAUAGCGGCAUUACUGUUGCCAGCGCAUGCCGUGGCUGGUGCAGCGAACUCAUCGCCUUGACGCGGCUCGGAGUCCGCCACACGUGCUGCUUCGCGUGCGACAUCUGCCGUAAAGCCAAGGCUUUGAGCACCCGUACGUACCAGCACCACAAAUGGUUUGACAAUGUGAUGGAUGAGAGCUUCUUGCGAGCCCCGACAGUCGACUUUUUCUUCAGCGGCUUUCCUUGCCAAAGCUUUAGUACUGCCGGGUUGGGCAAAGGCAUUGCCGACUUGCGGGGCAUCGUAGUUUUCUACGUUCUUCACUACAUCUACCGCGCCAAGCCAAAGUGUUUUUUGCUGGAGAAUGUUGAGGGGCUGCUCACAAACCACAAGCCCAUCCUAGUGCUGAUCUUGGAGGUCAUUAUGGAAAUGAAAGAUGCAGCUGGCCAGCGGCUGUACAACGUGUCCUGGAAAGCGUUGGACACCAGCCAAUACAGCGGCUUGCCGCACCAUCGCGUCCGGGUCUUCAUUGCCGGCGUCCUGGCCAAGUCGCAGAAAUCAGACAUGAAAUGGCCAGACCCCAUCCCCAUGCGCCCGCUGAACGACUUCUUGGAAAAGAAACAGCCCGAAGUUGCCUUGAACAGUUUGGCUCCAGGGUACUACAACCAUGUGAAAACGGCACUUACAAGGAUCAUCAACCAGGGAGACGACCCUUUCAAGAACCAGUACGUUGUGGACAUAUCAUGCAGUCAGAAGCGGCAGGCUCAUUUCAUGAAAGGAGUGUCACCUUGCCUGACCAAAAACCGUGCAGCGUCCAAAGGGCAUUGGCUGACAAAAGAGUCACGUUGGAUGACCUUAUGGGUGUGUCACAGUCGGAUUUUCCGCACGGGGUCGUUUCAGCUGCUGCCCUGGGCGGAAUAG